Molecule: messenger RNA, 2214 nt
Organism: Fukomys damarensis (Damara mole-rat)
Lineage: Eukaryota; Metazoa; Chordata; Mammalia; Rodentia; Bathyergidae
Gene: Armc10
Product: armadillo repeat containing 10
Exons: 6
Coding region: 1-846 (281 amino acids)
Biological process (GO): negative regulation of intrinsic apoptotic signaling pathway by p53 class mediator
Cellular component (GO): mitochondrion
Source: RefSeq, a predicted model, not a curated record
AUGCGGGCGGUUGCUGCUUGGGGCCGGCCUCCGGGAGGGGAGGGCCGGGCGGCAGCAGAAGAUUUAACCAAUGGCUCAUACGAUGAUAUUCUAAAUGCUGAACAACUUCAGAAACUCCUCUACCUGCUUGAAUCAACCGAGGAUCCUAUGAUUACUGAAAGAGCCUUGGUCACUCUGGGUAACAGUGCAGCCUUUUCAACCAACCAGGCAAUUAUUCGUGAAUUGGGUGGUAUUCCGAUUAUUGGGAUUAGAAUCAACAGUCCAAACCAGAGUAUUAAAGAGAAAGCUUUAAAUGCGCUAAAUAACCUGAGUGUGAAUGCUGACAAUCAAAUCAAGAUAAAGGUAUACGUCAAUCAAGUCUGCAAGGAUGUCCUGUCUGGUCCCUUGGACUCUGCUGUGCAGCUGGCCGGGCUGAGGCUGUUAACGAACAUGACGGUUACCAAUGAGCACCAGCACAUGCUGAACAGUUACAUUGCAGACCUGUUCCACGUGUUACUGACUGGAAAUGGGACCACCAAGGUUCAAGUUUUAAAGCUGCUUGUGAACUUGUCUGAAAACCCAGCCAUGACAGAAGGACUUCUCAGUGCCCAGGUGGACUCCUCAUUCCUUUCCCUUUUUGAUGGCCAUGUGCCACAGGAGAUUCUUCUUCGAGUUCUUACACUAUUUCAGAAUAUAAAUGACUGCCUCAGAGCAGGAGGCCAUUUAGCUGUUCAGCCUCCUUUCCCUAAAGGGGCACUGUUUUCCCUGUUGUAUGGAGAAGAAUGUGUCCAGAAAAUGAAAGCGUUAGUUUAUCACGAUGAUGUGGAUGUGAGAGAAAAGGUUGUAACAAUAAUACCGAAAUCCUGAUUGGUUAUCCUAUUUUCCAGAGUAAUGCAGUCUGCUAGGUAACACACAGAAACUCUCCCCAACUUUUUUUUAUAAAGGGGGUUCUCUCUCAGCUGCUGAUUUUGAAAUUCUCAUUUUAUCUUUAACACAGUACAGGUUGGGCAUCCUAAAUAUGACAUGAUGCUCAGAUUUAUAAUUUGAAGCAUUUGAGAUUUGGGAUUUUUGAAAUGAGGAUCUUCAGCCAGUAAAGUCUAUGCAAGUAUUCCAAAGUCCAAAAAACUAAAGUGUGAAACACUUCUGGCCCCAGCAUUUCAAAUAAAGGAUAUUCAAUGUAUGUAACUUGCUAGGUCUUCUGGUUCAUUUUGGACCAUUUAAUUGACACUAAAAUACAAAUUUGGACUGAAACCAGUUAUUUUGCUAUUUGCUGAGACACAUACUGCCUUCAGUGAAAUAGCAGUGACCUUUUUAUAUAGAGGCCCCCUUUUCUUGGAAAUGACUUGCAGUCACUUUGUGUGGGAUUCGCUUAUCAUCUGAGAACUGCCACAAGGCCGGCCUUGUCCUUUAGCAGCAGUGAGAUCCGGAGUUAUCACAACCACCUGCUAAGCCCGCCAUACUGCUUUCAAAGUCUGUUGUAAUCAUCAGAAUCAAUUCUCAUCAUUCCCAGUCAAUAAAAAAAUGUAAACUUUUGGGGGAAAAUGUUUCUUAAUACUUACUUACUCCCAGUGUGCUAGUAUUUAAAUGUUACCUAUAAAAUAUUGAGGUCGAUCAAAAUGGCCAUCCCUGGGCAAUUGGUUAAAUCAACUAGCCAGUCUAAAAAGGAUGGAGUCUGAAUGUGCUCAUGUGGAAAAGCACAUUGCAAAGGAAGUGUGCAUAACAUGAUCCUGUGUGUGUGUUUUAAGUGACACUUAGGCUUAUCUAUGGAAAGAACAUUUCUAGAAUAAUUCCUGGGAGAGAGACUGGGAUUUGGGAGUGAGGAACAUAAUUUUUCUAUGAACAAUCAUUUCUGUUUGAAAGGGAUUUUUUUACUAUAAGCAUAAAUUGUGUAAUUUUUUAAUAAAAGGAAAAUAACGGACAAGACUAUAUUUCCCCUUGACAGUACUUUAUUUUCAUCCAUUUUUUUACUUGACUAAAAUUACAGUAUAUGAACAUCUCCCAACUAUUAUCUUUUUAAAUAGUAUGUUCUCCCAUAAGCUAUAGUGACUUGAUAUAUUUGAAUUCAGCCAGGUUCUAUAAUAUUCAAGUUCACAAACCUCAUACUUAGCACUGAGUAAAUAAAUAUGUAAGCAGAAAGUACUUUGAGUUUCAUUUGUAAAUGUACAAGACUAUUUCCAAAGUAAGUUAUAAACCCUCAAACUGAAAAAUAUGUGUCAGGGUUAGCCUGAUUUGGAA